This is a messenger RNA of Pygocentrus nattereri (red-bellied piranha), 3444 nucleotides long. It is a transcript of the gene ncoa4, whose product is annotated as nuclear receptor coactivator 4. Lineage: Eukaryota; Metazoa; Chordata; Actinopteri; Characiformes; Serrasalmidae. The transcript is spliced from 10 exons. Gene Ontology annotation, biological process: intracellular iron ion homeostasis; response to hormone. Gene Ontology annotation, molecular function: transcription coactivator activity. The record is from RefSeq and is a predicted model, not a curated record. The coding region runs from base 191 to 2017 and encodes 608 amino acids.
GUGCAGAUCAGAGCCUCGGCAGUGGUGGAGGGGGCAGAGCUGAGCUGUGGGCUGAGCCACUCCGCGUCGGCCUCACAUAAAAUCAUGCAAGCCGUCAAUUAAGCUAGCUCGCAAACUUUUAUUGGGAUAAAUACAUCAUUAACUCGGAUCUACCCGACGGUCAGCGUGUAUUGGAUUGGACCAGAAGAGCAUGUCACCAGUAGGGGAAAAAGAAAACACUGCCCUGAGGCAGUGUGUUCAGGCCCGGACCCAGCUGGAGGAGGCCAUUGCUGGGGUGAUGAAGGCUGAGGCACAGCUCAGGGGUAACUCAAGAGAGGUGAAGUCCCAGCUACACAGCUGUAUCAGUAGACAUCUGGAGACCCUGCGUUCUCGGGAGGUCUGGCUGCUGGAGCAGAUAGAUCUGGUGGAACAGCUGAAAGAAGAGGCUCUACAGCAACAGCUACAGCAGCUCCACUGGCUCCGUGGCCAGUUUGACAUUCUCAUUCAUCAGCUGGAGAAUUCCAACAGCAACGACCUUGCCAACCAGUUAACUAGCUGCUUGGAGAAGUUUUCUGGUCUGAAUCUGUCUCCCGAAGAAACACCAGAGAUGAGUUUCGAAGCAGAUGCUCGCUCUCUGCGCCAGGCUAUCACAUCUUUUGGGACCAUUUCCACCCAGCAGGUGGUUAAGACUCCUUCUCCCAGUCUGACCAAUCAAAGCUCAAUCUCUGCCGAGAGACACUGGCUCUUACAGGCCUGCCCCGUCACUACCAAGAGACAGAAGCUGGACUCAGAAUGGGGAGCGCCUCUUGCCGAGUGGCUUCUUGACAGCCGUCCUGUUAACAAUACUCCGUUUGGAUACCAGUCCAGUAAGAACCCUCAGGAUUGGCUGAUGGCUCCCAAGGAGAAACCCCAGGUGUACUGUCCACUUGUCCCGUUUGACUUCCAGAAAGCCUGGGGUCAACUCAAGGAUCUAGAAUUGUGGCUCUUAAAGGAGAAGUCACCCCUACGGGAGCGCACCAUUAGCAAUGCUAGUAGCAGUAGCUCUGCCUUCUCCAUUGAGAAGAUUGAUGAGAGUGAGUUCCUGGAUGUGGAGGAAGAGGAGGGACGCCAGAUGGAGAACGAUGAGGAGGUUGCUGACACAGAGAUACUCAGUGACUGGCUCAUCACUCCAAACACCAGCAAGUUGACUGUGACCAACCCUGUGUCGGAUGCAGACCGGUGGAAGCAGGUUUUCAAACCUUUCCAUGAAAGCUUCUCCCCCAGUGAGUGGCUCCGCAAGUCGGACUGCAGCUCCUGUUGCAGCUCACGUGUCAAGGCUGUGGAGAUUGAGAACCUGGGUAAGCUCAAGUGCCUGAAGACUCCCUCAGCUUCAGCUGCCAGCACUCCAGCUGCCUCUCCUGUCACCUCUGCUCCCAUUGAAAUGUGGCUUCAGCAGACCAUUCCUUUGGAGACCACAUGCAAAGCCAACGAAACCUGUGCCAGCUUUGCUCAGUGCGUGUGUGAUGAUAACUGUGGGAAAGAGGCCUUGAGUGCCUGGCUGCUCAAGAAAGAAGGCAGAGAUAAGAACGGUGUGCCUGUGGACAAGAAUAUUGCCAGCAAAUCGGCCAUCUUCCAGCAGCAUGAACAGCAGCAGAAGGUGCAGGCUAUUCUGGAGGCCUGGCUUCAUCCUAGUAAAAGCACCAGCAACCCGGCCUUAUCCUCCCUCUCGGCUUGGGUGUCGCCCGGUACUUCCAGAGGUGAGGAGAAGAGCUUCAACUUCAAAUACACACUCGGAGAGACCGAUAGCCCCUUCCACAAACCUCUGCAGCCAGAGACAUGGGUCCUGACAGAGAAAACAAACAGCAGCAGCACAGAGACGUCCAAGCCAAACACCCCAGAGCCAUCCAGCACAGAGUCUGAGGAGGACAAGUGGCUGCUACGCAAGCGAGCCAAUGCACAGGACAGACUUGGUCUUCCCACAGUAUGUGAUUUAUUUUCCUGUCUUAAACUCGAUGCGGACAAGGAAAAGUGGCUACAUACAGUACCUAUAAAGAUAUGAAGACUGCAUUAGUUUCUCUAAUCCUUUGGUGGACCCACUGAAUUGCUGAUCGCACACCAUCUUCAAUUGCCUUACUUUUCACGUCUGUAUGGUCAGGGUCUCUCUCUAAUCUUUCACUGUUUAGAUUGUUUAAGAAGUACUUGUUCUUUAAGAAGCUUUUGGGGCAACUAUCCCUUAACACAUUGAUGACAAAUUGAGCUGUACUCGGGAAUCGCUAACUUUAAGAAAAAAGGAGUGCCAAACACGUGGAACAAGUUUUUGAUCUAAAUGUCAUGACUAAUGAAAUGGACCAGAUUGGUGCACAUGUAUAGAAUCAAAUAUAUUUUAUCUUUGAAUGUUUAUUUAAAUCCUGCACGUUUUAGGAUGCUCGUUUUUAUUCAAUGAAUUCCUAUACACCCAGACGAGGACAGAUUCUUCAGCAGAGAGUGCGUUCCCAUUGGCCCAGCACAAUACCCUUUUUCUAACCUCCAUUCUCCUCUUAAAAAAAUGCAUUUAAAAAUGUCAUGUUAUUUCAAGUGUAUUUUAUUUCUUCUUUAUUUCUAGCUUUAAAGGCAGUGUUACUUCCAGUGGGAUAUGAUACAGAAUUGUUAAAGAAGCAUAACUUUUCCUCACAUAUAGAAUGCCGAACAUGCAGGUGUCAUCUAAAGUAGCCAAAACUGGCAUGAUUCAGCAUGUCUCUUUGUGAAAUAGGUAAACAAAUAGAACAAUAUUUUGCACAAUUUUUUAUUUAACCGCUUCAUAACCAUGUGCGUGAAGUGUGCCACAGUGUAUUAGGCUUAAUCUGAACAUGCAUUCGUUUUGGAUGGAGAGAUGGAGAGACCCAUUCUAUCCUGUUGUGGAUGCUUAGACUGAGACUAAGCUAUUCCUCAGUACUGCCUGAAUGCAACGUGGCAAAUAUUAAUCACAAAAUAUCUUUAUCAAAUAUAAGUCUCCAAAAAUAACCACUUGUUUCCAUUUCUGCUUUGCCAGUGUAGCUGGAUCUCAAAUGCUGUGUUGCACUAGAGAGCAUGGGCUUAACAGGAGGUACAGCAGCUUUGUGGUCUUUAAAGUUGCUUUUACAACAAACCUUGAUUUGCUUCUUAUGAUUAAGAAACCUUAGAAAAACCUCCUUCGUAUCUAACACUUGCUUUUGGGCCUGUGCCAAGCCCCUCAUUGAAGGACCAAGGGUUCUGUGCAAUACAUAGAGAAACUAUAUAUUAACUUGAUACCACUUCAUAUGAAUAGAGAGCUACUCAAAAUGGUCCUCAGCUUUUCCAACUUCACUUCUUAAGCCCAUACUCUCUCAAGUGCAGCACUAUUUUAAAAAAUUGUAUAUGAAAUAACCCACAAACAUAAGCUAUUUGGAAUAUGACUGCUUACAUGCGUUCUGUCCUCUGCUGUGAUCCCUGUACCAUAUUUAACUCUUAAUAAAUAAAGUGUUAAAAGUA